Molecule: messenger RNA, 846 nt
Organism: Pochonia chlamydosporia 170
Lineage: Eukaryota; Fungi; Ascomycota; Sordariomycetes; Hypocreales; Clavicipitaceae
Product: histone deposition protein Asf1
Exons: 4
Coding region: 1-846 (281 amino acids)
Biological process (GO): nucleosome disassembly; nucleosome assembly; DNA replication-dependent chromatin assembly
Cellular component (GO): nucleus
Molecular function (GO): histone binding
Source: RefSeq, a predicted model, not a curated record
AUGUCUGUCGUCUCGUUGCUAGGUGUCAAGGUGCUGAACAACCCCGCCAAGUUCACCGACAAAUACGAGUUUGAGAUCACGUUUGAGUGUUUGGAAGGCUUAGAAAAAGACCUUGAAUGGAAGCUUACCUAUGUUGGUUCUGCUACCUCAGAUCAAUAUGACCAGGAGCUAGAUUCACUUCUUGUCGGACCAGUCCCGGUCGGAGUCAACAAGUUUCUGUUCGAGGCCGACGCUCCCAAAAUCACGCGAAUCCCCGACGCCGAGGUUAUUGGAGUCACGGUGAUUCUCCUAACGUGUGCCUAUGACGGCCGUGAAUUUGUCCGAGUAGGCUACUACGUAAACAAUGAAUAUGAUUCGGAGGAACUUAACGCUGAGCCACCGGCUAAACCCAUCAUUGAGCGCGUGCGACGCAACGUGCUCGCCGAGAAGCCUCGUGUAACUCGCUUCGCCAUUAAAUGGGACUCUGAGGCUUCUGCUCCCCCCGAGUUCCCCCCGGAGCAGCCUGAAGCCGACCUCGUUGCCGACGGUGAGGAGUAUGGAGCUGAGGAGGCAGAGGAAGAGGCUGCUGCCGAGGCUGCUGACAAGGCUGAGGUCCAACCUGGCGAUGAUGCUGAGAUGGCCGGAGUAGAGCAAGAGAACGGAAAUCCCGAGCAGAAUGGACAAGACGAGGAAGAAAUGUCCGAAGACGGCAGCGUUGACAUCGAAGGAGAGAGUGAAGACGAGCUCGAGGAGGAGGAGGAAGGUGAGGGCGGAGCUGAAGGUGGGGAAGACGAUGCCAUGGAGGUGGACGAUGCUGAGAAGCAGGCGGAUGCUCCAGUUGCUCAGCCCGUGACGGUUACCUCGUAG